GGAUAGUGAAGAAGCGAUGGGUGGGGGUGGGCCAAGCAUUCUCAAGCAGGAUUUCCAGGGAGAAACAUCCUACAGCAGCUACACAAGCCUUUCAGCAGCAGUACGCUGAGGAUAAGCCCACAGGCGCUACACAGAUUACAAACUCACAGUGCCAGCACGCAGGUUGUCUCUGACCAUCAAGAUUGGGAGAUGCUGCCAGCUCAAGGGAGGACCAUCUGUCUAAGGAGGCAAUGCAUUGUUGUAUUUUCUGUCACGCUGUGUAUACUGCUUUUUUCAAUAUCUUGGCACAACUAUAAGGGAACAGAAUGGCAUUCGUUUACUAUCUUUUCCUGCAAACAAGAUAUCUCCAUGGAAGAUCUCAGAAGAGAAAUGAUACUUUACAGUUAUAAAAACAGCUCCAGAAGACUGCCUGUAAACUUAUUUCAGGAUGUGAAACUUCAGAGAAUGCAAUAUGACAAGCCCGACGCCCUCAAACCACCGAGAGCAGAUGUGCUGAUGGUAACGCCUUGGUUUGCACCUAUUGUUUGGCAUGGAACGUUUAACAGAGAUAUACUGAAUGCGCAAUUCCAUCAGAUCAAUGUCCGCGUUGGUCUAACUGUGUUUGCUAUUAAAAAAUACAUAAUGUUUUUAAAAACAUUCAUUGAAACGGCUGAAAAGUUCUUCAUGGUGGGCCACAAGGUCAACUAUUACGUGUUCACCGAUCAUGCCAACGACACCUUUAAUUUCACUCUUGCCGAGGGGAGACAACUGGUCAUUCUGGGAGUACCCGCCUACAAAAGGUGGCAGGAUGUCACCAUGAGGCGGAUGGAGAUGAUACGAGACUUUGCUACGAAGCGGUUUAUCAAUGAAGUAGACUACUUGGUGAGCGUGGACGUAGACAUGGCUUUCUACGAUGAUGUUGGGGUGGAGAUCCUAAGUAACGUCUUUGGGGCUUUACAUCCAGGUUUCUUUAUGGCAUCGAAUAAGCAGUUUACCUACGAGCGAAGGCCACAAUCCGUGGCCUACAUUCCAUCUGGUUUUGGUGACUUUUAUUAUGCUGGAGGAAAUUUCGGUGGUAUCAUAGAAGAGGUCAUCAAAUUGACAAAUUACUGCCACAAUUCCAUGAUGAUGGACAAAGAGAAAAACAUUGAGGCUCUUUGGCAUGAUGAGAGUUAUUUAAACAAAUAUUUUUUAUCCCACAAGCCAACAAAAAUCCUCUCUCCCGAAUAUAUUUGGAACGAUUACUAUGGAUCUCCGGCUGCUUUAAAAACCAAGAGGUUUGCUGGUAUAGAGAAAAAUUACAAUGAAGUCCGAUUCAGAUGAGAACUCAAUGACCAAGAGAUAAAAAAAAGCUUCUAAUGCAUGAUCGCUAUGACAGAGGGUGGAAAUAGGAAUUUUUUUAUUUAUGUUCCUCCAGUAGACCAAAAGACUGCUCAUGAGCUAUUCCUCAAUUGUACAAUGAAAAAUCACAGAUGCCAUUUUUUGUGUGUAUUUAUUUAAUAUUUUUAUAGGUCCCCUCUAAUAUUAUGCCCCUUGUACAAUUUGUCUGCACAUUUUGAUCCACCCAGUUAGAUUUAUUGUAGCUUCUACCAUGGAAAAGUGGAGGUGUUUACCAUUGCAAACAAUAAGAUUCUAGCUAACAUUUAUCUAGUUCAGUCUAGAAAAUGAUAUCUAAGAUCUGAUUGGUUGCUUUGGGCGCUAAACAGGGGGCGUCAUUCAGAUCUGGGGAUAGGGGGGAUUGCACAUCAGCAUCACACCUUGCUGAAUCGGUAAGCCGGUCCCUCAUCCAGCACCAUCUUCCCAGAGGUAUUCAGGAAGUUAGAACAUUUGCACUAGGGAGCACAGGGAAGAUGGCGCCGUGGAGGAGGAGGGAACCGCUUCCCGGAACAAGGAAAGUAUACUGGAUGGGCGGCCCUCUUACAUGCCUAAAUACUUAGUACCCGGUACCCCAUGCCCUCUCUUGGCACCAAUGAACAUAAUUUAGCAUUUAUGAUGCUUGCAAUGUCCAAGGUAGAGAGAGAACUACAACGUAGAUCUUUGGGGCAGUUACACACUAGGCCCAGAAAGUUCCAGCAUGCACUUCCGGCUGUAAGAAAUUGCAGGACUUGUUGUAGCCAAGCCUGUGGUCAUAUGCCAAUGGGAAUAUCAGGCUCCCUCUGUAGAAAAAGAUAUUUGGGGCGCAUGGGGAAUUCAAGAACUUGGGACAUAUGUUAACUUGUAUACAGUGUAUUGUAGUGAGAGGAGCAUGUGGGGCAAAUGUCGUGCUUUGUAGCGCACAGUGACUCUUCAUGGCGCCGUGCAUAGUGAUUUGGACUUUAAAAAAAAAAAAAUUCUCGGAUGGGGGCUUGGCACCUCCCAGAUUUGGCAAAGCCCGGGUUGAUGAUUCAACGGCCCUGUGCGCUAAACUGUAUAUCUUUCUUACAUUUGAUCACAGGCUAAACACACAAAGUCAUAUAAAGGUCAACAAAGCCCAUGAAAAUAGAGGAGAAAGCAAACCCAGCUGAAUAUCAGGACUUUAUUCAACAUUUGAAUGUUUAGUUUUGACUGUUUAUCAAAUUGGCGUGACUUGUUAUUGCUUAAAAAGGAAGGCGUACAGUACUUUAUGAUUAUUUUUAUACAGUUAAUUUUAUAUUGCAAAUUACAUGUUUCUUAAUAAAGGUUGCUCAUUGUAUAAAUAAA
Molecule: messenger RNA, 2658 nt
Organism: Pseudophryne corroboree (corroboree frog)
Lineage: Eukaryota; Metazoa; Chordata; Amphibia; Anura; Myobatrachidae
Product: histo-blood group ABO system transferase-like
Exons: 8
Coding region: 190-1302 (370 amino acids)
Biological process (GO): carbohydrate metabolic process
Cellular component (GO): vesicle; Golgi apparatus; membrane
Molecular function (GO): hexosyltransferase activity
Source: RefSeq, a predicted model, not a curated record